This is a messenger RNA of Scomber japonicus (chub mackerel), 1434 nucleotides long. Its product is annotated as multidrug and toxin extrusion protein 1-like. The transcript has 11 exons. Gene Ontology annotation, cellular component: membrane. Bases 1 to 1362 code for a protein of 453 amino acids. Gene Ontology annotation, biological process: transmembrane transport. NCBI's taxonomy places the organism in Eukaryota, Metazoa, Chordata, Actinopteri, Scombriformes, Scombridae. Gene Ontology annotation, molecular function: antiporter activity; xenobiotic transmembrane transporter activity. The record is from RefSeq and is a predicted model, not a curated record.
AUGGCUCAGUCCGGCAAGUCCACCGCACAAAUGAGGAAAGCUUUGGUUUCAGAUGCUCCUGACCAGCAUGGUGUCACUCCCACUGUCUCAGAUACACUGCCAGCCUCGGAGGAUGACUCGGACGACGGAGAGUGGAUCCUGUUGCCUAGGAUACCACCAGAUAUGGCCCGACCUGACCUCAGUGGGCCUACCAGUCGCAAUGGAUCUGCAGCAGCCAAUACCCUGUCUCAGAUUUACAUCUGUGCUUUUCUGUUUGCUUACAUUUGUUGGAAGAAGCUCUAUGUCACAACAUGGGGAGGCUGGUCUGUAGAAUCACUGCAGGAGUGGGGCUCCUAUCUGAAACUGGCCAUUCCCAGUACACUAAUGAAGUGCUUUGAGUGGUGGAUUUAUGAAUGUGGUGUAUUCUUUGCAGGAAUGCUGAGUGAAGAUGAGCUGGCAGCCCAACAUGCUGUGUUAAUGGUGUCAUUCAUAACCUACAUGUUCCCACUUGGUAUUCAAGCUGCAGCAUGUGCCCGAGUGGGUAAUGCUCUCGGUGCAGGAGACACUGCCAGGGCGAUCCUCACAAGCAAACUAUCCCUCUCUCUCGCAGGUACCUUGGCUGUUGUUGAAGGUAUCAUACUUAUGUCUACCAAGACAGUGAUUGGCUACAUAUUCACCUCUGAUGAGAAGAUAAUAGGCCUGGUCUCUAACUUGAUGAACGCUUAUUGUUUCCUUCAGUUCUUUGAUGGUCAGGUGUGUGUGUGCACAGGCAUCUUCUUGGGCACAGGCAAACAGAAGAUACCAGCUGUGGCUAAUCUCAUUGGAUACUACGGCAUAGGACUUACACUGAGCAUCACAUUCAUGUUUGUUGCAAAAUUGAGAGUUUUAGGUUUUUGGCUGGGACUGCUCAUUUGUGUCAUUUUACAGUCCACCUUCUAUAUCAUUGUCAUAUUCAAGCUGAACUGGAAGAGAAUGACAGAGGAGGCUCUGAAACGAGCUCAGAACACACACAUGACAUUAAUAAGCACAGCUGAACUAUCAGACGCUGCAGGUGCCAACACUGCUGAACUGAUAGCAAUCAAUGGAAGUUCAGUGGAUGACUCCAUGUCUGUGAGUACUAAGUGUCAUGACGGGGACACAGAGACACAGCGUGGACAUGUGGUCCAGCAGGUUAAGACUGAUCGUCUCUCCACUGCCCAGCUGAUUCUCAGGCGAGGCCUCACUAUGUUUGCGGCUGUUGUUCUUCUGGUUGUGGGAGCAUGUGUGCACUUCCUUGUGCCCUUGCCAGAAACCCUGUCUUCAGAGGCCAACUUUACAAUGGACUGGAUCAAUACUACAUAUCCUCCUGAUCAAUUCUUUUCUACUACUCUGGUCCCCAAAUGAAAAGUCAGAUUCAUCUUGAGAGCCCAAGACAAUCAUGAUGUUUCUGUUUAAUGUCAAAAAUACAGCACAAAG